AUGAAAGACGCCAUGCUAGGCUCUGGAAAGAAGCGUUCUCCCAAUCGUUUGAUUGUGGACGAUGCCACGAACGACGACAAUUCUGUGAUUUCGUUGAGUCCUGCCAAGAUGGAACAGUUGGAACUCUUUCGCGGUGACACCGUCUUGAUCAAGGGAAAGAAAGGACGUGAUACCGUCUGUAUUGUGUUGGCCGACGAGACUUGUGACGACUCGAAUGUCCGCAUGAACAAGGUGGUCCGCAAGAAUCUUCGAGUGCGACUAAGCGAUGUUGUGACGGUGACUUCGUGUGGGGACGUUCCCUACGGAAAGCGAAUUCACAUUCUGCCGCUUGACGAUACUAUCGAGGGUGUGUCUGGGAAUCUCUUCGAUGUCUACCUGAAGCCUUACUUUCUCGAGGCAUAUCGGCCCGUCAAGAAGGGCGAUUUGUUCUUGGUGCGAUCUGCCAUGCACCCUGUGGAAUUCAAAGUGGUGGAGACAGAUCCGGCUCCCUACUGUAUUGUCGCUCCUGAUACAGUCAUUCACUGUGAAGGAGAUCCUGUCAAGCGAGAGGAUGAAGAAAAAAUGGACGAUGUUGGCUAUGACGAUGUCGGUGGAUGCCGCAAGCAAAUGGCACAAAUCCGAGAAAUGAUUGAAUUGCCUCUUCGCCACCCCACUCUGUUCAAGACUUUGGGAGUCAAGCCACCUCGUGGUGUUUUGUUGUAUGGACCACCCGGUUCGGGAAAAACGUUGAUUGCCCGAGCUGUGGCCAAUGAAACGGGAGCUUUUUUCUUUUUGAUCAAUGGACCCGAAAUUAUGUCCAAAAUGGCCGGAGAAUCGGAAUCCAACCUCCGCAAGGCUUUCGAAGAAGCUGAAAAGAAUGCCCCAGCGAUUAUCUUUAUUGAUGAGAUUGAUUCCAUCGCCCCAAAACGUGAAAAGACCAAUGGAGAAGUCGAACGUCGUAUUGUUUCGCAAAUGUUGACCCUCAUGGACGGGCUUAAGCAACGUGCAUCAGUUGUCGUCAUUGGAGCUACAAAUCGUCCCAAUGCCAUUGAUCCCGCCCUUCGUCGUUUCGGGCGAUUUGAUCGCGAAAUUGACAUUGGAGUCCCAGAUGAAAAUGGACGGUUGGAAGUUUUCCGUAUUCAUACCCGUAACAUGAAGUUAGAUGAGGAUGUUGAUCCAGAAUCCGUUGCUCGUGAGACUCACGGUUUUGUUGGAGCUGAUAUUGCUGCUCUUUGUACUGAAGCUGCCAUGCAGUGCAUUCGUGAAAAGAUGGAUCUCAUUGAUAUCGAAGAUGAACAAAUUGAUGCCGAAAUUUUGGACAGUAUGGCCGUCAACCAAGAUCACUUCCGUCAUGCUCUUUCACAAUCGAAUCCAUCGAGUCUUCGUGAGACAGUGGUCGAAGUGCCAAACAUUUCUUGGGACGAUAUUGGUGGUCUCCAAGACGUCAAGCGAGACCUCAAGGAAUUGGUCCAAUACCCUGUGGAGCAUCCUGAGAAAUUUGAAAAGUUUGGCAUGAGUCCAUCCAAGGGUGUUCUUUUCUACGGCCCACCUGGUUGCGGUAAGACUCUCAUGGCCAAGGCUGUUGCCAAUGAAUGUCAGGCCAAUUUUAUCUCCGUCAAGGGACCCGAACUAUUGACCAUGUGGUUUGGAGAAUCCGAAGCCAAUGUUCGUGAUGUCUUUGAAAAGGCCAGACAAUCGGCGCCGUGUGUCCUAUUCUUUGAUGAAUUGGAUUCCAUUGCCCAACAACGUGGAGGAUCCCAAGGUGAUGGUGGUGGUGCUGCCGAUCGUGUCAUGAACCAACUUUUGACGGAGAUGGACGGUGUGGGUGCCAAGAAGAAUGUCUUUAUCAUUGGAGCUACAAACAGACCCGAUAUCAUUGAUACAGCACUCAUGCGUCCGGGACGUUUGGAUCAACUCAUUUACAUUCCAAUGCCCGACUUUGAAUCGCGAUUGUCUAUCUUGCGGGCUACUCUUAGAAAGUCUCCUGUUUCAAAGGAGGUCGAUCUAUCUUACUUGGCCAGUCAAACAGACAAGUUUACUGGUGCCGAUUUGACAGAAAUUUGUCAGUCAGCUUGUAAGUUGGCCAUUCGAGAAGAAAUUGAACGAGACAUUGAAAGACAACGCAUCAAGGCCGAAUCCGGCGAAAUGGAAGAUGACGAUGAUGAAGAAGAAGACGACUUGAUGCCCGAAAUCUUGUCUACUCACUUCGAGUCUGCUGUUCGUCAAGCUCGUCGCUCGGUCAGUGAUCGGGAUUUGGCUCAAUAUGCCUCCUUUGCUCAAACGUUGCAACAAUCUCGGGCUGCUGUCACUGGAGCCACUGGCGGAUCCUUGGCAACAUUUGCUUUCCCAGAAGCUGCGGGUGCUGUCGCUGGAGCAGGUGCCGCUGCUGCCGACGAUGAUGAUGACGAAGAAGAUCUUUACAGCUAG
Molecule: messenger RNA, 2406 nt
Organism: Cylindrotheca closterium
Lineage: Eukaryota; Bacillariophyta; Bacillariophyceae; Bacillariales; Bacillariaceae
Source: the annotation of a GenBank genome assembly